Molecule: messenger RNA, 1206 nt
Organism: Arachis ipaensis
Lineage: Eukaryota; Viridiplantae; Streptophyta; Magnoliopsida; Fabales; Fabaceae
Product: Double Clp-N motif protein
Source: RefSeq, a predicted model, not a curated record
AAGUGUUAGAAGUGAAGAGUGAAGAGGGAAGCCAACUUGGCGAACUUGCAAUCUCAAAACUGUCUUCCCCAACCUGAUUUCAGAUUUCUAAACAUGAUAUGAAAUCCAAAGCCUCCUCCUUUUUCUUAUUCUUAAUUCAUCUUCCAACCCCUUUUCGCUAAUUCACAUAAUCUCUCUCUCUCUCUCUCUCUCUCCAAUGGCUUCCAUUCCCACCCUUUCCUCUUCUUGUAUACCUUCAAUCUCUCCUAAUAAUGUUUCAAACCCCACCACCAACAACAAUAAUCUACACUUCACAUCUCUCUUCGGAACCAGAAUCACCAUUCAUCGCCUCUCUCCAAUCCCUCCAUUCCCCUCGGUGAGUUGCAGCACCCGUGCCACCACUGCAACGGUGUCCUUUAGUCUUCCCACCACGAAACCCAAGGCGGAUACAAUUGACAAAAUCCCACAGUGGUCUGCGAGGUCUAUAAAGUCUUUUGCUAUGGCAGAAUUGGAAGCCAGGAAGCUGAAGUAUCCCAACACAGGAACCGAAGCGCUUCUCAUGGGGAUUUUGGUAGAAGGAACAAGUAAAGCUGCAAAAUUCUUGAGAGCCAAUGGAGUUUCUCUUUUCAAAGUACGGGAAGAAACAGUAGAGCUACUUGGGAAAUCUGACCUGUAUUUCUUUAGCCCUGAGCAUCCUCCAUUGACCGAACCAGCUCAGAAAGCCCUUGACUGGGCUGUGGAUGAGAAAUUGAAGUCAGGUGAUGGAGGCGAAAUAACCGUGACUCAUUUACUUCUUGGAGUUUGGGCCCAAGAAGGAUCAGCAGGUCGCCAGAUCUUGUCCACUUUAGGUUUCAAUGAUGAAAAAGCCAAAGAACUUGCCAAAGAAAUUAAUGAAGAUGUCGAUUUGAGCUUUAAGAAGCAAGCUUGAGAAAUUCCUUGAAAGUAGAUUGAUACCUUUUGAUCCCUGGCAUUGCAAGUUCCUUGAGAAAAUUGACUGUACUCUCCCUUGUUACAAGUUCCUGCAUUGAUGUACUUGACAUGUAUGUCAAAUACUGUUGUACACUAAUUGGAGAUGAUGCUUUUUCUCAUUCUUUUUUGUUUCAAGUUUUGAGGAGGUCAAAAUUUUAAGUAGCUUUUUAUGGCUUAAUCUUAGUCUCACUGCUUUACGUUUCCUUGUAAGUUGUAACAACUUUUUGAAUUUUAGUUCUAUUUAUACCUUUUUCCUUA